Messenger RNA from Ooceraea biroi (clonal raider ant), 2359 nucleotides. It is a transcript of the gene ppl, whose product is annotated as glycine cleavage system H protein, mitochondrial. Gene Ontology annotation, biological process: protein lipoylation; glycine decarboxylation via glycine cleavage system. Gene Ontology annotation, cellular component: cytoplasm; glycine cleavage complex; mitochondrion. The record is from RefSeq and is a predicted model, not a curated record. NCBI's taxonomy places the organism in Eukaryota, Metazoa, Arthropoda, Insecta, Hymenoptera, Formicidae.
CUUCUAAAGUCACUUCGAAAAGCAGUCUCAUAUUCCUUAAUUGUGUCCAAACACCGCUCAACAGUGAUUGUGUGCGUACAAAGUGCCAAAUUUUUGUAAAAAGCAUUUUAUUGUGCAAAUAUUGUGCGAGGGCAGCACCAUCGCGAAGAAGUUCACUAGCAGCUCCAGCAUCCCCUUAAGCGCCUUCAUUUUUUGAUCGCGUCGCGCGGCCCGAGUAUCCGUUUCAAAUCGGGCGCGCACCCGCGGCAGGCGGCGCUGGCCGCGCCGGGCGAAGUGCGUUAGUCAAGUGCAUUGUUCAUUGAACGCGGAUUACGCCGCAUUAUGUCCGUCAGGCCGUCGGUUUUUUCGCGUGGUUAUAUUUGGUGAAGUCGCGCGUGACGAGUUAUGCAACGUGCGCCGCGAAAGGGCGGCCCGCGCCGGGCGACCGGACACCGCGGCAGCUGACCUACUUAGGGCUUGGCUAUCGUACCCGACUACGGCGGCAAAUCGGCUGCCACUGGCAGAGAGAGAGAGAGAGAAAGAGAGAAAGGUUCGUGACGGUCCCAUGACGAGAGAGCCGCGGCCUAAAGUCGCGGCACUGACGACGCGAGAUCGGACCGAACGGUCGAUCGGCACGCGGGUUCGCGGAUCGCAAGCGGCGACGACCGGGACAGCCUUUUGGAAACUGCGUCUUUCCGCCCGCCGACGGCACCCAGUGCCGUACGCGGCUCGCGACGGCACCCGAAGCGCGCGGGCGACCGGCUUCCUCUCGGGAUUCGAGUAGCGCGUUUCCUGCCGUUCCCGUCGUCGUCAUUAAAAGCUCGUCGAAGCUCGAUAAUACUACCUGGUCACUCGCGACGACGGAGAGUGCCGUCGACGCGCGCUAGCGAGCAACCGUGAUUUCCCUUUCGUCGGCCAAUGCCGCAAGCUGCGCGCGCAAAGCGCGCCAAGCGCGAUAACGGCGGAGCGUCAUCGCGGCCACCACGUGACCACUUUAUCAGCCGGUCUUUAUCGCGGUAUUGCGGCCGGAAUCGAUCACGAUCCACGAAACUCGCACCCUGACGCGCGACGGUCUCCGCGAUUUCCGCGUUGGAGGUUCGACCUCGUUAUCGCCGGCCGACGUUCGUCCUCGCGGAAUCACCCGCACGCGUCCACCGCGAACUGCCGCGGCGGGCCGCGAUCGCGACGGUUACGGCCCUGAUCGCUCGCGCUGUCAGCGCGACAGUGCGCCGGACGCUCGCUUGACUAAGGGAGUGCCCGUGCCGAUGCAAAGUGUAAGUGAAGUGGCCUACAGACCUACAUUCGUCUAACGUUCCAUUUUUUACGGGCCGACGGACGGGAGGUUAGCGGAUACGCGCGCGGGCCAUCCGAUUUUCCGCGAGCGAUGCCGUCGGACCGCGCUGCACCGACGUUCGUCUGACGGCGGCUGAGAGGGACGGGGGAAGCGGCGGCGCGAGCGAGCGAGCGAGCCAGGCGUUGCUGCGGUUUCGGUACGCUCGCGGCCACGGCGCUGUGACCGGCGCACGGGGCGCGUGGUAGUAGAGAGAGACAGUGGGAAAGAGAGAGAGCAGCGCGUGCACGCGGACGCGGGAGCGCGACGGAGCGCGCGCUGCCGCGGGACGGAAUCGCGAGGGAAGAGAGUGAGAGUGACGGCGAGAGAGAGAGAGAAGCCAGAAGGAAAGAGACCGAAAGGAAGCACGUAAGAGAGUGUAGGUGUUGCUCUCCGAGAGAAGAGUGCUCGCGUUCACGGGGACGACGUGCAGGAGAGGAGGGACCUCUGUCUAUCCGUCCGUCUGCUCGUUCGCCCGCCUGCCCGCCUGCUGGAGAACACGAGGGCCGAAUGGAGGGUACGCGGCCGGGGGAGAGCGGGGAUGAGCCCGCGACGGCCCUCGACAACGGCACCGGCGGCGUCGCGACGGCCACCGCCGGUGGGCAUCUCACGGAGUCGUCCACGUCGUCGGCGUCUUCUUCCUCCUCUUCCUCCUCCGCUGCUGCUGCUGCCGCCACGGUGUCGACGGUGAUCCUGACGGAGAGUACCGCUGCGAGCGCCGGUAAUCCGCCCUUGACGGCACCUCAACAGGGUCUGCACCAAGUACACCAGCAGCAGCAGGCACAACAACUGCGACAGAGGAUCAGCCUGAUCGCUGACGUAGCUGCCAGUGAUGUCGCAGUUUGGAUGAAAUUUGGAGGCAGGAGAAUGCUCACCAACGGGGAAAUCGUAGAGAAGAACGAGGCGGUCGAGGGUAAACCUAGUUUGAUCAACACGUCGUGCUACGAGGAGGGCUGGCUGUUCAAGGUGAAGCUGAGCGACGUGGACGAGAUCAAAGAGCUAAUGAACGAGGAGUCGUACAACAAGUUUUUAAAAUCGAGCGCGCACUAA